Lineus longissimus is the source of this 3091-nucleotide messenger RNA. RefSeq names its product carboxypeptidase O-like. Gene Ontology annotation, molecular function: metallocarboxypeptidase activity; zinc ion binding. Lineage: Eukaryota; Metazoa; Nemertea; Pilidiophora; Heteronemertea; Lineidae. The transcript has 6 exons. Gene Ontology annotation, biological process: proteolysis. The coding region runs from base 205 to 1539 and encodes 444 amino acids. The record is from RefSeq and is a predicted model, not a curated record.
CAUUCCGGGAGAUUGAUGCCCAAUUUUCUGAUGAUUUUUUGUCUAACUUCUCUUCAAAGUACUCCCUUUAUAACCAAAUGAAUAUAAGAAUUAACCCUAUACAAUGUUGCUUACAGUGUGUGGCUUCCUUCUGGAGAGAAAAUAGCAUGGAAAUGUGGUACUACCAACACCUGUAGUGCAGCUUCUGGUGAGCAGUUCUUCAAAAUGGAGAGCCAAAAAAAGUAUUUCAGGGUGACACUGAAAAAGCCGUCGUCCAGACUUCAGCGCUUCAUCUUGAACAUUUUAUCGACAUUUGUUUUACUUUUUAUAACAUUCAAUUGUUGUAUUGGAGGUGAUGUCAAACCUCGAAAAGAACUCUACACACCUGAUUACAAUGUCUACCAUAAUCUUACCAGAAUUGAGACUCACCUAACAGAAAUUGUUGACAGAAAUUCGAAUUACAUGCGACUGGACAAAAUUUACAGAUCAAAGGAAAAUCGUCCUCAGUUACUUUUACGGAUCAGUAACUUUUCUGGUAGCAGGAUUUCACCUGCACCUUAUGAACACCUUUAUUCCAAUGUGCCAAAAGUAAGGAUAUUACUUUCAUAUGGUGAACAUGCGAGGGAAUUUUUGCCAGUGGAGAGCUUGUUUUAUCUUUUGAAAAAUUUGACAGACGGUUUGAAGAUGGAUCGCGAUUCUCCUGGGGAACGAUUCUCACGGAUGGUGUUCUCGAAUAUUGAUCUUUUUAUUGUGGCGCUGGUUAAUCCUGACGGGCGAGAGUAUGUGGAGAGAACGAAGAACUAUUGUUGGAGAGGGACAGGAACAGGAGUUGAUUUGAAUCGCAACUUUGAUUGGGAGUUUGCAGGGAAGGGCAGCUCGGGUAACAAACAUGACGAGGAGUAUAGGGGACCAUUCCCACUUUCAGAACCUGAGAGUCGAGUGCUUGUUGACCUGACAGCCAAAUACGAGUUUGAUGCCUUCAUCUCAUUACAUUCUGGUAUCAAGCAGAUAUACAUUCCAUAUGCAGAUACGAAAUCUCAGACUCUUCAUCGCAAGCCUGACAACAUUGAGAGAAUGAUUGAUCUUGCCAGCCUGCUGUCACACUCAACUAGUCAUCACUACAGAUAUGGUUUGGCAUAUGAGCUCAAUGAUUACACAGCUGACGGGUGUGUCUUUGACUAUAUGGCAGGAAAGAGAAAGAUUCCGUUUUCCUUAGCUAUUGAGAUGUGGGGAGAUGGAGACUUGCCAGGGACCCAGUGUUUUGAUCUGUUCAAUCCUCGAAGUGAAAAUCUAGUGCGUGAUCUUAAAGAAAUCCACCCACUCUAUGACACUCUAUUCAUUUACCUCAUCAGAUGGAAAAUGGAGAAGAUGGCCAUUUCAAUGGAUCCAGAGAAGGAGGCUCCAUCCUUGACCUUUGGCCUCUUGCUUCUCGGCGUCGUGGUGCUGAUUACGUUUAUUUUCGCCAUCCACAAGAAGUUACCGCCGUGGCUGAGGAUGUUUCCAAGACGGCGUGUCGUUAGCUUACGGACAUUAAGUUCCGCAUUCCCAACAUUCUCAUGACAGGAUUGACGAUAGUGACCGCAUGUGCAGAGUUCUCUAGUCUUAAGCUGCAUCUAUAUAGAAUGUGUGGUUUUGCCCUGUUCCGUGAUCGCUUGCGACCAUGCGAUGUCCCCUACACAAAAUGAACCUUUCUUUGGUCUAUUCCCGUUCCCCAUUGGUUGUACAAGGGAACAUGACAUGGAGGUAAUGAAAACAAUGCCACACGUUCACAAGGGUAUAGUCUAUGGACAUGCAGCCUCAAAGGCCCUUGUACCUUAAUAAAAAUAUUGACCAUGGUAAUUUUACUCUUUCCAAUAUGUGCACAGAGAGUGAACGCUUUUACCACUGUUAGGAGAUUGAUUGAGUUGGGACAUAUUCUGAUCAGGUAUCUUUGAAUUACUGCCCUGCUGACUUAAGGAGGAGUGUCUGGAGUUGACGCUUGGCUAGCACUAUCAAUAAUGCCCUUUGUUCAAAGAAAUGUUAGUCACCUACUGAUGUUAACUUUACCUUAGUGCUACCUAGAAUAAACUGAAGGAUAUAAUGUCAAAUUAAAGUUAAUAUCAAGUUAAUGACAUAACUUGUUGAGAGCAAUCGUGGCAUAGAAGGUGCUAAAGGACCUGCAAACAGAUAGCAGAAUUUGAGUGUACGAAUCCUGAGGCAUUCACACUCUUUCAGGGACUCUGCGACUAUCGAUACUACCGGUCAAGCAUAUCCUUUAAACUUUGACAGUGUACAUGUAUCUCGGGUGGGUCGGUAUGCAUUUACAGCACUGCUGUGGCUUUAAGAACUUGAUAGAUGGUAGGUGGUGACAAGUCGUCAACUCUCAAACAUAUUGUCUGUUGGGUUUAUAAAGCCCCAAUCACUUAAAACAUUUCCAAUGGGAGUGUUAUCUCUUCAUCAGGUCUAUUCAGACAUAUCAAUAUGCUCUGUGAUAUUUUCUUCAACUAUUAUCGCGUUGUGGUUAAUUGUGUUCUGGUUUUGUUUAUGCUCAGUAUUAGAAAUAGAACUUCCCUUAAUUUGGUGAGCUUGGAUAAUUGCAGUUUACUCUUUCGAAAACACUCUUUCGAAUUUCAAGUAGCUGCCGUAUUUUAAUCUACUGUUGAGUUGCAUUUUAAUAGUAUAAAGAUUUUACCUCCUGCAUUGAAUCUGACUGUAUGUCCAUGUAUCAGAAGAGCUCAGUGGUCUACAUGUGACCUAUCACAGCAAAACCCUGUGCAAAUCGCUCUGAGCCUGCCUGGUUGUGACUCACUGGUUGUUCAUUUCACUGUUGUCUCCGUUUUGUGAAAACUGAGUGUAUUAAUUUCUUCCUGUAUCUCCUGGUGUCAUAAUUGGCUCAUCUUCUCUGCAACAUGCGUCCCGUUUUGCUGUUACAUGUCACAGACUAAAUGUCUUUUUGUUUGGAGAAGUAAGAGAUCUUGUCAAUGUAAGUAAUAAGAGAGACAGUAUACACCUUACUCAAAUGUGCAUAAUGUAUGAAUUUUACGUCAUGGAAAAUUAAUUUUAUAACAAUUUUUGUGAUAAAUUAAUGAUGCUAAUGUAGUUAUCAACAAUAAUAAAAUAAACCCUAUGAAGA